CCAACCAACGUAUGUUUGCUUGCUUCACUCACACAUGAUCAUCAGAUUGUCAUUGCUGCUAGAUUGUUGUUGCUGGCUGGCUGAUGCCUUCACGGUCGAAAUAAACUUUCUGACUAUUUUUUGAAGAUUGACUAACAACAAUUCAAAUAUUGGAGAUAGGUUUAUAACUUGCAAUGGCAGAGGAAAAUCGCCCAACGUCCGUGUCACAAACGAUCGAUGACGAUGAGUGCGGUUCCUUCAUCGUAGUACACCGCUGGUCCAAUGAUCCUGCUGAAGUGGUUGGUGACAAGCAGCAAAAGUUGGAUAAGUUGGAUGAGCAUCACCAGGAACAAUUGGAUGACGGUGAAGAAGGUGACGAACAGUUCAGCGACGCUGCAGCUGAUCUUGGGUCCUCUGAAACUCUUGUCUCGCCAAACUUGAUGAUGAGCAUUGAAGAUCAGCAGCGUCAAGCAGGUGACGGCCCGAGUCAUGAACCCGACCCGAUUGAAAAAACUGCAUCAACCACUGAGCCACCAAUAUCGUCACUGAUGGCUGCAAGUCAAGAAGGUGCAAUGAUGAUGCAAGACGACGAACGGUUCUCAAUGACAAACUAUUCGACGGUAUCGAGCAACUCGGAUCAGCAAGAGUUACAAGAGUUACAGGCGAAAUUAACGCAAGUAAUUUCUGAUCAUCGGUGUCUUUACGAGCUUCUGGAAAAACAAAACUUGGAACUGGAACAGCGGAAGAUCACAAUUGAAGAGUUGAAAUUACUGGCAAAUGAGAGUGUUUUGCGAGAAAAAGAGAAAUCAGAAGUAUCCCGCAAAAUUGUUGAAAAGAUGACGGCAGAACGAGAUCUUGCUAUCCAAGAAUUGCAUGCCCGCAUUGCAGCUUCUUCUGACUCUUCUGGAUUCGAGGCUUUGGAGACAUUGGAAUCCCAACUUAAGCAAAGGGAGCAGAUUUUGAAGCAAAAUGACGAACAGAUUAAAGAAUUGUCAACUCGUUUGCAUCAAGAAAUUAUCAGGCGUGAGGAAUUGGCCCAGUUACUUCAGAUGAAGGAGGAUGAGGACAGAAUUAAGAGGGAUUCAUUGUCCAGCUCGGAUGAAGCUCUAGCUAAAAGUCUUAGUGAACGAGAGAGAAUGGAGCAAAUUCUGGAAGAAGCUAUGAAAUCAAAACGAGAAUUACAACAAGAAACUGUAACUUUGAAACAACAACUUGAAAUAACCACAGCUGAUAACACUCGUUUGCAAACUAUCUGUCAAAAGUUGGAAACCCGAUUCGCAGAAGGCGAUGCUGAUAAUCGGGAAAUGCGGAUUAAACUGGCUGCACUGGAAGCUGAAACAGAGCGCCAGAUUGAGAUGAAUAACCAACAGAUUUCUAAAACUGAAACUCUUGAAGACGAGAAAUCUACGUUGCUUCAGGAAUUACAAGGCGUAACUGAGAUGCUUCAAGUUCGAACAACUGAGUUGCGUGAGAUUCGAGAGCAAACUCACCAACAAGCAGGAGGCAACUCGUCAAUGACUGGUUCUAUUGCUGGGAAUUUGUUUGGUGGAAUUGGUGGAUUGUUUAAAAAACCAUCGAAACCCACCAACGCAACAGGAGCAAGAUUCUACGGCAUGAGGGAUGCAAACGAUGACCCGAAUGAGCCAUUUCAUGAUGUGGGGGCCCAAGCAACUCACGCAAUUUCUCCAGGAAAUCAGUGCCCAAUUUGCCUUAAACGAUUCGACAAUCUUCAAAAAUUGGAAUACCAUGCAUCAAACUGCGGAGUCGAAAGCGCAAUGAAUACGGACCCCUUUGUUUUCCCAUAAAAAGCACCAUUGCUGAAACAUGGAUUUAUUUAUCCCAAUAUUUAGUGUUUGAGAUCGUUAGAUGCAUUUUAACUUCGUUUCUCGUGUUUAUAUGUAUGUAUUGGUACAAUUUGGAUUUGUAGUUUGACUUCUUUCUACCCUCUUAUUAUAGAUAGAAGUAUUUGAAACAGUUUUAAGGGCUAAUGUUUUCUAAAGCUUUGCAGUUUUAUUUCAAGAUUUCCAUGCUUUAAAUUUGAAUUAUUUGGAUUAUUUAUUUCAGCCAUUUUUUUGUGUACAUAAUUUUUCUGCAAACUAUUCUUUUUUCUCUUCUGGACUGAUGUGAAUGUGAUUACAUAUGCAACUUACAAAGUUUGUUAUUCAAUGUACAACUCCUUAGAUUCCAUAAGUACUAAUUUUCAAUAUAUCUUUGUUAGUUUUUUAGCUAACUAGGUGGUAACAAAUCUAUAUGCAAUUAUUAUACAACAAGUAGUUCCUUAGUAUUUCAUUUUUCAGUGCAAUAAUUACUUGUUGCAAGUAAUGAUGUAUGGAUAUGUAAUAUAUGGUGCCAACGACAAAUCGCAUUUCCGCAACGCGACAACGAUUACGCAAAGUGACACCGAGAAUUACAGUUACGCAUAUUCUUAAUUAAUGAUUUAUAGACGGUUUAAAUUACAAGUUAGAAUUAUUGCCCAUAUUUUAAUGAAUUUAUAACUAAUAAAUAAAGAUUAAUUAAAUGAUUCA
Messenger RNA from Folsomia candida, 2504 nucleotides. RefSeq names its product protein Daple. The transcript is spliced from 10 exons. The record is from RefSeq and is a predicted model, not a curated record. The coding region runs from base 174 to 1784 and encodes 536 amino acids. Lineage: Eukaryota; Metazoa; Arthropoda; Collembola; Entomobryomorpha; Isotomidae.